This is a messenger RNA of Sesamum indicum (sesame), 1548 nucleotides long. Lineage: Eukaryota; Viridiplantae; Streptophyta; Magnoliopsida; Lamiales; Pedaliaceae. The record is from RefSeq and is a predicted model, not a curated record.
GUAACAAGGACUGGACAGGUCAGCAAUGGUUCAAAAGGGCCUGAAGAAGGUCCAACUAGCCGGUCAAGAUUAGGUUCUGGAAAUGCUGGCCAAGGAUAUACAUUCGAGGAGGUGAAGGUCCUAUUCCUUAUACUUAUGGAUCUUUGUCGACGGACAUCAGGAUUGGCACAUCCAUUGCCUGUUUCCCAGGUUGGGAGCAGCAAUAUCCAGGUCCGCCUUCAUUACAUAGAUGGAAACUAUACUGUUUUACCAGAGGUUGUAGAAGCAUCACUUGGCCCUCAUAUGCAGAAUAUGCCCCGGCCUAGAGGUGCAGAUGCCGCCGGUUUGCUCCUGCGGGAGUUGGAACUCCACCCUCCAGCCGAAGAAUGGCACAAGAGGAAUAUGUUUGGUGGUCCCUGGUCAGAUACUGAUGAUACGAGUCUUUCAGAUGACAGUACUAAAUAUAGCAGCUCAAUGGAUUUGCUUGACUCAGGUUCAUCUGAAAAUGGUGAUGUUUAUAAUGGAACUCCAACCUUGUGGCCGAGAAAGCGCAGGAUGUCCGAACGAGAUGCAGCAUUUGGAUUGAACACUUCGGUGGGCCUUGGGGCAUAUUAUGGUAUUAUGGGAUCCCGAAGGGAUGUUGUGACAGCUGUCUGGAAAACAGGGCUGGAAGGAGUGUGGUACAAGUGCAUAAGAUGCUUGCGGCAGACGUCUGCUUUUGCUUCACCUGGUUGUGGUAGUCAUCCUAAUCAGAAUGAGAAAGAAAUAUGGUGGAUCAGCCGUUGGGCGUAUGGAUGUCCAAUGUGUGGAGGAGCAUGGGUUCGAGUCGUGUAAAACAUAUAGCUGUCCUUGUGUUGAUUCUGACAACAUAAUAUCCACACUCACCUUAUCUCACUUGAUGGUAAUGUUGGCGGGAAGAUCUGGUUCCAGAAGGAGAAGACUGAUAUUAAGUGGUAUAGCUGGCUUCCCUAUGAAUGCUAUUUUCCUGUAUAUAUCUGAAACUGAUAAUAUAAUUACCUGUCAAUGGAGUUUCUAACUGAAGAAUGUCAAGAACACUUUCCUGCUGUCUAUGCUGGGUUCGUUGGUCAUGCAACUUUGUCGGCAGGAAGUGUUCUACAGUACCUGGAAGGAUUUGUAUCCAUAAAAUGUAAUUCUGUAUCCUCUCUUUUAAUUCUCAAAGCUGAGGCGAUGCCACUAUGUAAAAUGAAGUCCAGAUAGAAUGGGUACUUCCCUACAGUCAGAAACAUUUAGGAAAUCUACAUUUUUGCGGUCGUUUUUUCUGGUGCCAGAGUCGUGAAGGUUUUAGAUGGCUACUGAGAGUGUAGAAUCAGUAUUUUUGUCAAAUGCGUUGAAUGGAACAGCAAAAUCUUGCAUCAUUGUGAAGAAGUCCUGGGAUCUGAAGCGUCUAAUGUAAAUCAUCAAUCUGGUAAAAUAUCUUCAGUAGUGUACUCUUGUGAUCGGUUUAAUGCUCCUCUCCAACUUAUUGUUUAGAGUUUGUCUUAAAAUUUAACUUGAUGUUGUGAAUAACAGCUUGGUGCAGUAUUUGAAAAUUUUAUGCAUGCUUCUCAA